UUACUUUUAACAACCCGUGAAAGCGGUUAGCAUAUGACACUGACUGAACGGUUGAAGAAGUAGUAGAUAUGGCUACGAAAGAAGGAAGAGAGUUUGAUUUGGUAGUGUUUGGAGCUACUGGUGUAACAGGACAAUAUGUUGUUGAGGAAGUUGCAAGAAUUUACAAAGAAGAGAACAUCAAGUGGGCAGUGGCAGGACGAAACGUUGACAAGUUAAGAAAUGUCCUCACUGAGUCGGCGAACAACGUUGGCGAAGAAGGAUCUUUGGAUGGAGUGAGUGUAAUUCAAGUGGAUGUAAAAGAUGAAGAUUCUGUGUAUGAAAUGUGCAAACAAACUCGACUCGUUCUUAAUACUGUAGGACCAUACCGCUUUUAUGGAGAACCAGUGGUAAAAGCAUGUGUGGCAAGUGGAACACAUCAUCUGGAUGUCAGUGGAGAACCACAGUACUUGGAAAAAAUGCAACUAAAAUACUUUGAGGAAGCAAAGGAAGCUGGCAUCUAUGUCAUUGGAGCAUGUGGUUUUGAUAGCAUUCCAGCUGAAAUGGGAAUUUCCUUCUUGAAACAAAAAUUUGAUGGUGAUGUCAAUUCAGUGGAAACUUUUAUGAGUCUCAAGAAUGGACCUAAGGGAUCAAAAGUCAACUUUGGAACUUGGCAAUCAGCUAUUUAUGGCUUGGCUCAUGCUUCUGAGCUUAAAAGUUUGAGGAAACAACUGAAUGAUACUCUUUUCCAGGAACCACUGCCAAAAAGUAAUUUCCCUCUGAAGCGCCGAGGAGUUCUUUUCAAGAGUGAUGUUGUUAAUGGCUGGUGUAUUCCAUUUUUGGGAAGUGAUCGUUCUGUGGUGCUACGUAGUCAGAUGUUUGGCUUCAAUUAUCUGAAAGAAAGACCAGUUCAAGUACAGACAUAUUUCCAUUUGUCAUCUCUGCUUGCAUGUCUAGUAACAAUGUUUAUGGCCACAAUCUUUUUUCUAAUGGCCUCCAACAAGUGUGGAAGGUAUUUGCUGGAAAAGUUUCCAGGCUUCUUUUCGCUGGGUACGUUUUCCCGUGGUGGGCCAACAAGAGAACAGGUCAAGGAUAAUUCUUUCACCUGCACCAUUCAUGGUGAAGGAUGGACAGAAAAGCUGACUGAUCCCACAGACCAGCACAAGGACAAGCCAGAUAAAAACCUGACUAUUGUUGUCAAGGGGCCAGAUGCUGCCUAUUUGGCUACUUCAAUUUUCUUGGUGCACUGUGGUUUGACAACUCUGAAAGAUGAGGACAAAAUGCCUGGAAAGGGCGGUGUCCUUACCCCUGGUGCAGCAUUUGCCAAGACUUCCCUCCUUGGACGUCUUCAAAGCCGUGGCAUUGAUUUUAUCGUUAAUGAUCCGUAAACAUUCUUGUUUUUUCACAAUUUUGAAGCAGUAGUCAUAUGUUUUGCUGCAAAAAGUGCUUCAUGCUUAAUAUCUUGCACAGUGUUUUUGGCUUCAAAGAAACCAAUCUAUUUUUCUAUAGCAUGUUACCUUUUGUAAUGGAGUUGUAUUUACGUAAUGUAUUAAUGCCUUUAUGGGAGAAGUGUAUGUGUGUGCAUUGUGAUGAAGCAAAACAAAAAACAAAAAUGCAGUUUUACUGAAGUUUCCAAAUAAAAAAUAUACACUAACUGCAUCUGGUGAGAUGUAAUGUCUAAGAUUAUUUUUUGUGAUAAUUUAUAGUACUUAAAGCAUAAACUUUAAAAUGUUAUUUUGGUUUGGAAUUAACAAUGAAAGAUGAUACUUGUGUUUCUGAUUUUUGAUUUAUACAUUUUUUUUAAGUGGGUAAUGAAAAGUUUGAAAAUAAUAUAACCUUUACUUUUUUGUGUGUGAAGUUAGCAGAUAUUUAAAUUACCCCUAAAAGAUUGCAAGGUUAUUGACCAUUUGUUGCACACUGAAUUAUUUACAGGGUUUAAGAUAAAGAACUUGAUUAAAGUUUAAUAAUCGUUAGCUGUUAACCAGAUGAACUUUAGGUUACAUAGAGGGUUUACAGGUAAAAGAUUAAGUAGUUUCUAAAGUAUUUGAUAGAUUAGGAAGUUUAUGGUGAAGUAGAGAAGUUACUUUUUGAGUAGUACUACAGACUUACAGUAGAUAUGUUUUGUAUAUUAAGUAUUCCUAUGUGAAAAAGUUGAUAAGGAUACUUUACAUUAACAGCUCAGGGUUAUCAAUGUGGUACAAGUAAAUAACACUAUAUUCAUGCACAGUGUCUUGUGUGGAGUUAAACUACUUCAAAAAAAAAAAAACUGUAUUGCACUAAACUACUUAGCAGCUCUUGCUUUUAGGGUCCAGUAUAUGAGACAAAUAAAUAAUACUUAAACCAACA
This is a messenger RNA of Limulus polyphemus (Atlantic horseshoe crab), 2322 nucleotides long. Its product is annotated as saccharopine dehydrogenase-like oxidoreductase. Gene Ontology annotation, biological process: glycolipid biosynthetic process. The coding region runs from base 69 to 1364 and encodes 431 amino acids. Gene Ontology annotation, cellular component: mitochondrion; plasma membrane; lipid droplet. The transcript is spliced from 12 exons. Lineage: Eukaryota; Metazoa; Arthropoda; Merostomata; Xiphosura; Limulidae. The record is from RefSeq and is a predicted model, not a curated record.